Messenger RNA from Frankliniella occidentalis (western flower thrips), 1357 nucleotides. Its product is annotated as glycine, alanine and asparagine-rich protein-like. The transcript is spliced from 5 exons. NCBI's taxonomy places the organism in Eukaryota, Metazoa, Arthropoda, Insecta, Thysanoptera, Thripidae. The coding region runs from base 127 to 1182 and encodes 351 amino acids. The record is from RefSeq and is a predicted model, not a curated record.
GAGGGUGGGGGAGGCGCGGCAGAACCUUUAUGAGGGAGGCGAGCAGGAGGACCGCGGCAGUGUGGGCGGCGUGAGUGGCGGCGCGGUAGUUCUGCUUUGGAGACACUCCACACAUCGCGGGCCAGGAUGGUGUCGACAAGCUUCUGCUGGCUCCUCCUGCUGACGGCCUGCGUCGCCCUCCUCGUCGGGGGGCACGGAGCGGCGUCCGCGCCGUGGCAACCCAUGCCGUUUGGAGCUCCUCUGCUCAUGGGCUUCAUGCGCCCGCGCCGCGCACCCCUGCCGCCGCCCGGGCCCCGGCCGCCGACGUCCCUCGGAGGCAUCCCCGGCCACGGCCCCGGCCCCGGCGCCCCGCCCCCGCCCGGCAACGGGGCGUACGCGCCACCCAGGUCACUCACCUUCAGCGGCUACUUUAGCGGGGCGGGCUCGCCGCAGGGCGACCCCUACGCCUUCAGCUGGGGACCGGCGAUCAGGAGCGCCGAGGAGGGCGCGCCCGAGGUGGCGCCUGUGGCAGAGCAGGAGCUCCCCGGCCCGGCUGCCGCCGUCCCCCAGGAUCCCGCCGCCCCCGAGGAGCCCGCCGCCAUCCAGCCGGACGCCCCCGAGAGCUCUCCUGCCCUAGCGGACGCCGACGGCGAGGCGGUGUUUGCGCCGCGACGCAAGGCAGGCUCCGGAGGAAAGAACAAGCCCGGGAAGCCUAGCUACCCGGUCCCGGAUAGUCCCGGACAGCAGCCGCCCCGCGGUCCCCCGGAAGAUGGCGCCGACGACCGCGGCGGCGACCGCGGAGGCUAUGGCACCAUAAACGCCUAUUUCCCAUUCAUGUUCGGGGCGGGUUGGCCAAUGGGGGGACAGCAAGGUCCCACGGGACCAAGCGGUCCUCGUCAACAUGGUCCUCGGGGCUAUGGCGCCCCGAACCCUCCGUCCAGCGGCUACGGUGGGGGCAACGGUGGAAGUGGAGGCAACGGAGGUAGUGGAGGCAGCGGUGGCAACGGUGGCGGAGGCGGCGACGGCGGCAACGGUGGCAAUGGAGGAAGCAACACCGGAAGCAACGGCGGCGGGAACGGACAACCGGGAGAGCAAGGCAGCGCGGGGUCACCAUACUAUCCGGUAGCGAUCGCCAACAGCUUCAGCACUGGACGCAAUGCCAUGGCCAGCAGCACCGCCACGGCGUACGGUGGUAGGUCAUGACAUAGUCUAAAAUCUAUUUAUAAUGACAUCGUUACGACAUCUCUUGAAAUUGGGAAUGUGUUCCCACCUGUUCAAUCUGCAUGAGUAGGCCAAGAAGUCCAUUCCUAUCUGUAUAUAAUUUCUAUAAAAAGAAACGAAAUAAUUUUCUGAAAAUAAACUAUGCAUUUCUACUUUC